CGCUUAUUAGUCGCUAUCUUUUAAUCUGCAUAACCUGCAUCUACCAUUUUUAGCUUUUUUUCCGGUAAACAAGCAUGGGUUCUACUCUAAUCAAACGAGAGCUCAAACAUAUUGCGAAGAAUCCUCAAACCCACUGGAGCGCAGCCAUGGGUAAAACUGUUAGAGCUUUCACCGCCUCUGAUAGCGAGGCUACCACAUCGGUUCGUCAUAACUCUCGCCUUGAGUGGAACCCAGGGGAGGAAGCCGAGUCAAGUAGAAGCGAUCGGAUCCGAGUUCCUGAACUGAUCGACGAAUCAGACCGGGAAGAAGAUUGUGGCAACGAGAUCGCUCAUCGAGAUGAUCCAAUAGUUGGGAUCGAUCGGUUCGAGGUUCUGAUCGAUCUCGAGAAAGAGCCUACAAAUCGCCGCCGGUAUACUGAGGCUGAAGUGGAAGAGAAGCUAGUUCCACUUGAUGUUUUCGACUUCGACCUUCCUCCGGUGAUAAGUUGGGAUCCAGAGAUCGUAUGGGUCCCUUCUCAAUCUACUGAGGAUACAGUUCUAGGGAUGCUAAAUUCUUGUGGCUUGGAGGACUGUGGGAUUACUUUCAUAAUUCCUGACCCGAACGAUCGUCCAUGGAACCCUCCUAAGGGUUACAUUUGUCUCUAUGAGGCGUAUUUUAGGAAGUGCCAGCUCUGGUUCCCGAUCCCGUCGCUGCUGGUUUCUUAUGCCCAUCGUCAGAAGCUGGCGAUCUCCCAACUGACUCCUGCGGCGAUCUGUAAUUUCGUCGCCGACCUUGUCUUCGGCGCGAAGGAAGGUUAUAGAGUCAACCUUGGUUGCUUCGUGGAAUUGACGACGUUGAAAGCCAACAAGUUGUCAGGGACUUGGGUCGUCAAUGCCCGACCUAAGUUGAACUUCAUGCCCGGAACUAAAGUUAGCAAUUUUAAAAAUUGGGAGAGUCGCUAUUUCUAUGUCAGGGUCGACCUCCAUUCAUCUGAGCGCCCUUUUUCUGGUCGGAGGAGGAUAUGGAAUGAUGAUCCUGAUCGCUACGCUCCCAGUCCCGAUUUCCCUGUUGAAUAUGAGGAAGUCAGGUCGGCCAUUCUUCGUGCUCAAGACCGAACUUGGAAGAAUGUUACACGAGAACGAGUUGCUUGUGUAAUGGGUAAGGUAAAGAAGAGUUAUGUUAGUUUCGCGGCGAGGUUGGGAAGUUCGCCGCUUCCGACAGUUCGUCCCCAAGGGGCGGGCUCCACUGCUCAGGACCCGCUCAAUACUUCGGUUUCGGAAUUGCCUAAGGCAGCCGACGGUACGACUGAAAGCAAUCCUAUUUCUGUGGAUCCCGGAGUUGCUAGUGCCGUACGGGAUCCACCUGACGCUGAUCUGGUAGAAACUGGCGACCAGAUUGCCAAUCCUCAAACUGCUGUACGGGUCGACUGUGACCUAACUGCUCCCGAAGUGAUCAUGGACGGUCCUUCUACCGAGGAGGCGGCUGUUGCUGAGAAGAGAACGAAGUCCCGAGAGGACAAAGGGUAAGGUGUUGGUGGUAAGAGGAGUGCUUCUGGAGCCGGAAUGACUAAAGAGGGCCCUCCCACAAAGACCUUCUGUCUAACCAGAGACGACCCCGAUCACCCCGACAGAUUCUCCUUUC
Messenger RNA from Arabidopsis arenosa, 1620 nucleotides. The record is from the annotation of a GenBank genome assembly. NCBI's taxonomy places the organism in Eukaryota, Viridiplantae, Streptophyta, Magnoliopsida, Brassicales, Brassicaceae.